CCAAAUCUGCCGGACCAAAGAUGGCGGCGGAGUGAUCCGGAAGUGCUGCCGCCGCCCGGCUUCUGUGGCGCUGAGACCAUGGCGCGGGUUCUGCCUAUGUUGCUGGUGCCGGUCCCCGCUGAGGCCACGGGGCGUCUGGGGAGCCGGGCGCAGCUGCACCGAGAGCAGGAGGUUCUGGGGAGCCUGACCGCCGCGGGCCGCCUCCAAGUGCUUUCCUUGGUGCCGGGCGGCCGGGGCGGGGGUGGCUGCUCCCUCGACGGCCCCUUUCGGCAGUUUGUGUGGGAGGAUUCUCAUAACAGCAGCACACCAACAGACAAGCCCAGACUGCUCGCUCUUAGUGAAAAUUAUGAUUUGCUCAUCUAUGAAUUUAAUUUGAAAGGUGGAAGAUGUGAUGGAACCAUUUUGUAUAACUGUAGUGAGGAGAUGUUGCAAAAGCUUAUUGAAGAUCAAAAUGUCAGUAUUUCCUUAUUAUCUUUGAGAAUUCUGUCAUUCCACAAUAACACAUCAUUAUUGUUCAUCAACAAAUGUAUCAUCCUACACAUCAUGUUUCCUGAAAGAGAUGCUGAGAUUAGAGUACUCAACUAUUUCACAUUACCCUUGCCUAUACAGGCUGUGGACAGUAUUAUUGACAUGCAACUCUGCAGAGGAAUUCUUUUUGUUUUGAGUGCUUUAGGCUGGAUCUACAUUUUCGACAUUGUGGGUGGUACACAUGUAGCUCACGUGGAUUUAGCACUUCACCAAGAAGAUAUAUGUGAUGAGCAGCAACAGGAGCCAGCCAAGAUUUCUUCCUUUACUUCUCUGAAAGUGUCUCAAGACCUAGAUGUUGUUGUGAUUGUCAGCUCCUCCAACUCGGCAAUUGCUCUUAACUUAAACUUGUAUUUCAGGCAACACCCAGGACACCUAUUUUGUGAAAAAACUCUAGAAGAUAUUCCUAUUGAAGGUGCUAAGGGGAUAGACGAAGAUGAUCCUGUGAAUUCUGACUACAACAUGAAACUGACCAAGUUUUCCUUCCAAGUUGAUAGGUCGUGGAAAGCCCAGCUAUUGUCAUUGAAUGAAACAAUAAAGAGCUCUACAAUGGAGGUUUCCCACUGUGCUCCAUGGUUCCAGGAUAUUUUGCAUUUGGAGUCUAAUAACCAUUGUACCAGUGUGCCAGGUUGGGCCUUCAUUCCACAGGACAUAAUGCACAGUCAGUAUAGUUUUCCACAGAAAGGUCAUGCCAAGACCAAUGAUCCAGGAAGAGCAUGGAAAAUAAUGCACAUCAGUGAACAAGAGGAACCCAUCGAGCUUAGAUGUUUGUCUGUGACAGGAUUCACUGCCCUGUUUGCCUGGACAGUAGGAAAGAUGGGCUGUACCAUUGUCCUUUGGGAUUUGGAGAUCGAGGGCAUACAGUGCUUUUCCCUUGGCAAAAGGUGUAUUCCUAUAGAUAAUAGUGGAGACCAGCAACUGUGCCUUGUUUUGACAGAGAAUGGACUCUCUCUGAUUUUGUUUGGUUUGACCCAAGAGGAGUUUUUAAAUAGACUAAUGAUCCAUGGAAGUGCCAGCACUGUGGACACUCUCUGCCAUCUCAAUGAUUGGGGCAGGUGCUCAAUCCCUAUACAUGCACUAGAGGCUGGAAUAGAAAAUCGUCAGCUGGACACCGUAGAAUUCUUUCUGAAGAGCAAGGAAAAUCUUUUGAAUCCAUCCCCAAAAUCUUCUGUACCCGAUCAGUUUGAUCACUUUCCAUCACAAUUAUAUUUAAGAAAUGUGGAAGAGCUGACACCAGCAUUGGAUUUACUCUGCACAGCAAUUAGAGAAAGUAAUUCUGAAACCCAAAGCAAAAACUUUUCAGAACAAUUACUUAAUCUUACACUGUCCUUCCUUAACAAGCAAAUAAAAGAGCUCUUUACUCACAGUGAAGAGUUAGAUGAACAUCUACAGAAAGGAGUGGACAUUUUGACCAGCUACAUUAAUGAACUUAGGACCUUCAUGAUAAAGUUUCCUUGGAAGCUAACAGAUGCUGUAGAUGAAUAUGAUGUAAAGGAAAAUGUCCCCAAAGUACAGGAGAGCACUAUAUGGGAGAAACUCAGCAUUGAGGAAGUUAUUGCCAAUGCCAUUUUAAACAACAAAAUACCAGAGGCACAAACUUUCUUCAGGAUUAAUAGUCACUCUGCUCAAAGACUUGAAGAGCUGAUUAAAAUAGGCCUCGAUUUGGUCUUUGACAAUUUGAAAAAGAACAAUAUAAAGGAAGCCUCUGAACUUCUAAAGAAUAUGGGCUUUGAUGUAAAAGACCAGUUGCUCAAGAUAUGCUUCUAUACAACUGAUAAAAAUAUACGGGACUUUUUGGUUGAAAUUUUAAAAGAAAAAAAUUCUUUUUCUGAAAAAGAGAAAAGAACUAUAGACUUCGUACAUCAUGUUGAGAAGUUAUAUUCAGAACAUUUGCAAGAAAAUAUGCAGAUCCAGUCCUUUCCCAGGUAUUGGAUAAAGGAACAAGAUUUUUUCAAGCACAAGUCUGUUUUGGACUCAUUCCUGAAAUAUGAUCUUAAAGAUAAAUUUAAUAAACACAGAAUUGCAUUAAACUGGGCUCAGUGGUGGAAUCAACUAACACAAGAAUCUAUCCUUCUUCCUAGGAUAAAUCCAGAAGACUAUAAAUUAUAUUCACCCGAAGCACUCUGGAGAUACCUCACAGCUCGCCAUGAUUGGCUAGGCAUUAUCUCGUGGAUUGGAGAAUUUCAGACCCAGAAUAGUUAUUCUUCACUUCAGCAGAACAAAUGGCCUCCUUUGACUAUUGAUAUUAUUGAUCAGAAUACUUGCUGCAACAACAACAUGAGGAAUAAAAUUUUAGAUGAUCUGGCCAGGAAUGGGAUUUUUCUUUUAUCUGAACUGGAAGACUUUGAACUCUUCCUCCUAAGACUGAGCCGUAUUGGGGGUGUGAUGCAAGAUACCCUCCCUGUUCAAAACUACAGGUCCAAAGAAGGUUGGGAUUUCCAUUCUCACUUCAUUCAUUAUUGUUUGGAACACGGUCUGCAGUAUCUUCUUUAUGUCUAUCUUGACUGUUACAAGCUUAGUCCUCCAAAUUGUUCCUUUUUGAGGAAGAAAAAAUUACAUGAAACUCACCCUUGGUUUGAAUUUUUAGUUCAAUGUCGAGAAGUUUCUAGUAACUUAACAGAUCCUAAACUGAUCUUCCAGGCCAGCCUUGCAAAUGCUCAAAUACUGAUUCCCAGUUACCAGGCCAGUGUAAGCAGUAUGCUGUUGGAAGGACAUACCCUCCUGGCCCUUGCUACCACAAUGUAUGCUCCUGGUGGUGUCAGCCAGGUUGUUCAGAAUGAAGAAAAUGAGAACUGUUUGAAAAAAGUAGAUCCCCAGUUACUGAAGAUGGCAUUAACUCCUUAUCCCAAGCUAAAAACUGCUCUCUUCCCACAGUACACUGCCCCUAGUGUCCUACCACCAGAUAUUACACUCUACCACCUUAUUCAGUCAUUAUUGCCCUUUGAUCCUAGCAGAUUGUUUGGCUGGCAGCCUGCCAACACACUGGCUAUAGGAGAUGUAUCGAGUCAUCUCCCACAUUUCUCUAGCCCUGAUCUGGUUAAUAAAUAUGCUAUAGUGGAACGUCUGAAUUUUGCUUAUUAUUUAUAUCAUGGACGGCCUUCAUUUGCAUUUGGUACUUUUCUGGUCCAGGAAUUAAUUAAGAGCAAGACACCCAAGCAGCUGAUCCAGCAAGUAGGCAGUGAAGCCUAUGUUUUAGGCCUCUCUUCCUUCCACAUCCCUUCAAUAGGAGCUGCCUGUGUUUGUUUCUUAGAAUUGCUUGGGCUCGACAGCCUCAGGCUCAGAGUUGACAUGAAAGUGGCCAAUACAAUUCUGAGCCACAGGUGUGCAAAUGAAGAUGCUCGGGUCAGCUUUAUCAGAGAGUCUCUAGCUGAAAAACUGUCUAAACUGGCUGGGGGUGAAAAGGCAGCCACAGAAGAAUUGCUUGUUCUCUUAGAGGAAGCCAUAUGGAACAGUAUUCAACAGCAGGAAAUAAAGAGGUUAUACAGCGAAUCUAGCAUCCAGUGGGUAUUAGUGGUACAGUUCUGCAGGCUCCACAAUAUAAAACUGAGCACGUCUUACCUUAGAGAAUGUGCCAAAGCAAAUGAUUGGUUACAGUUCAUUAUUCACAGCCAGCUCCAUAAUUACCACCCAGAUGAGGUGAAAUCUCUUCUCCAAUAUUUCAGCCCUGUCCUUCAAGACCACUUAAGGCUAGCUUUUGAGAACUUGCCCUUACUGUCCAACUCCAGAAAGGAUAGUGAUCAAGUCUGCAACAGGUCCUCCCAGGACCUCCAGAAGAGCAAAGAAGAGAGAACUGAUUUCUUUGAAAUUCUGCUCCGGUGCUCAGAGGAGCCACACUCCUGGUGCUGGCUCCUGGCUGAAGCAGUAAAACAACAGGCCCCUAUUCUAAGUGUUCUAGCCUCAUGUCUGCAGGAUGCCAGUGCUAUUUCUUGUCUCUGUGUUUGGACCAUCGCUUCUGUGGAGGACAGUAUUGCAGCUGAAGCAAUGGGACACAUUCAGGAUUCAUUGGAGGGCCAUCCAUGGGACCUUGAGGACCUCUCAGUCAUCUGGAGGACAUUAUUAACAAGGCAGAAGAGCAACACUCUCAUCAGAGGUUUCCAGCUUUUCUUUAAGGAUUCCCCAUUACUACUGAUGUUGGAGAUGUAUGAACUCUGUAUGUUCUUCAAGAAUUAUAAGAAAGCCCAUGCUAAACUUCUGGAGUUCCAGAAGAGCCUUGAAACUCUUGAAACAGCAGCCAUAAAGGACCACGCUGUCAUCCCUGCCCCAUGGCUGAAGGAGCAGGUGUGUUUUCUUUUGAAGCUUAUGCUGCAGCAGUGCAGGACCCAGUUUGAGCUGGGAAAGCUUUUACAGCUGUUCGUUGGGAUAGAACAUCUCUUCUCUGAGGGUCCAGAUGUAAAGAAGCUGUAUAUUCUUAGCCAAAUUUUGAAGGAUACAUCCAUAGCCAUCAAUAAUGUGGUUAUUACCAGCUAUAGCCUUCAGAAUUUUCAGCAUGAAUGUAAAUCUAUUUUGGAAAAACUGGAGACAAAUGGACAGUUUUCUUUGGCUAAGAGGGUAGCAGAAUUAGCUGAGUUACCUGUGGACAACUUGGUAAUUGAAGAGGUAACACAGGAAAUGCAGACCUUAAAACACAUUGACCAGUGGUCCCUGAAACAAACAAGAAUUGACUUCUGGAAAAAAUGCCAUGAGAAUUUUAAGAAAAAUUUUAUUUCAAGCAAAGCAGCUUCUUCCUUUUUCUCAGCCCAGGCCCUUGUGGUGUGUGAGUACCCUACUGAGGAGGGACAGAGCAGCACUGAGGAGUGCCAUCUGCUGCUAACCCUGGCAGGGCAUUGGCUUGCUCAGGACGACCUGGUCCCUGUGGAGAACCUGGAGGAGCUGGAGAAGCAGAUCUGGCUCUGCCGUAUCACCCAGCACACCCUCAGAGGAAAUCAGGAGGAAGUAGAGCCCAGAUUUUCUCAACAGAUCUCAACUAGUGGUGAACUCUCCUUUGACAGCUUAGCCAGUGAGUUUUCAUUCUCCAAGUUGGCUGCUCUGAACACAUCAAAAUAUUUAGAACUUAAUGGCCUUCCAUCCAAAGAGACUUGUGAGAACAGACUAGAUUGGAAGGAGCAGGAGUCACUGAACUUUUUGAUUGGGCGCCUGUUGGAUGAUGGCUGUGUGCAUGAGGCGAGUAGAGUAUGCCGGCACUUUCACUUCUACAACCAAGAUGUUGCCUUGGUACUGCACUGCAGAGCACUGGCUUCAGGGGAAGCCAGUGUGGAUGACCUGCAUCCAGAGAUCCAGGCUCUCCUACAAAGUGCUGAGCUGCUGGAGGAAGAAAAAGAACCUCGCAUUCCUCUAAGGAAGGUCUCAAGCACUUCAAGUUUGGAUAGUCAGUCAUUUGUGAUGCUGCCAACCAGUGAUGAAAUGGUGACUAAUCUGGAAAUUCUGACACACAAAUGCCUCCAUGGGAAGAACUACUGCCGACGGAUCCUCUGUCUGUAUGAACUUUCCAAGGAGUUGGGCUGUUCCUACACAGAUGUUGCUGCCCAGGAUGGUGAGGCCGUACUCCGAGCAAUCUUGGCCUCUCCGCAGUCUGACCGAUGCAAGCGAGCCCAAGCCUUCAUUAGCACUCAGGGCCUGGAGCCUGACAGGGUGGCUGACCUUGUGGCCGAAGAGGUGACCCGGGAGCUACUGUCCCCAUCGGAGGGAGCAGGACAGAAGCAGAUGGUCACCCCAGCAGAAGAAAGCCAGGCAUUUCUUCAGCUGACCACCCUGUGUCAGGACCGCACCUUGGUAGGCAUGAAGCUGUUGGAAAAGAUUCCCUCCGUUCCCCGUGGGGAAUUGUCUUGCACCACAGAGCUGCUGAUUCUGGCCCAUCACUGCUUCACGCUGACAUGCCACAUGGAGGGCAUCAUCCGAGUUCUGCAGGCUGCUCGGCUGCUCACAGACAACCACUUGGCCCCCAACGAGGAGUAUGGGCUGGUGGUGCGUCUCCUCACUGGCAUUGGAAGGUACAAUGAGAUGACAUACAUAUUUGAAUUGCUGCAUAAAAAACACUACUUCGAAGUGCUGAUGAGGAAGAAGUUGGAUCCAAGCGGUACCCUGAAGACAGCCCUCCUUGACUACAUCAAACGCUGCCGCCCUGGGGACAGUGAGAAACACAACAUGAUUGCUCUGUGCUUCAGCAUGUGCAGGGAGAUCGGCGAGAACCACGAGGCAGCUGCCUGCAUCCAGCUGAAACUGAUCGAGUCUCAGCCCUGGGAGGACAGCAUCAAGGAUGGGCACCACCUGAAGCAGCUGCUGCUAAAGGCCCUGACUCUGAUGCUGGAUGCCGCUGAGAGUUAUGCGAAGGAUUCCUGCGUGCGUCAGGCCCUGCACUGUCACAGGAUCACCAAGUUGCUAACACUGCAGAUUCACUUUCUGAACACUGGCCAAAACACAAUGCUUAUCAACCUAGGUCACCACAGGCUGAUGGACUGCAUCAUGUCCCUACCUCGGUUCUACCAGGCUUCUAUUGUGGCUGAGGCCUAUGACUUUGUUCCUGAUUGGGCUGAAAUUCUAUACCAACAUGUGAUUCUUAAAGGAGACUUUCAUUACCUGGAAGAAUUUAAGCAGCAAAGGUUAUUAAGAACCAGUAUAUUUGAAGAGAUUUCAAAAAAAUGUAAACACCACCAGCCAACUGAUACGGCUGUGAAAAACCUGAAGAAGUUUCUCACAUAUUGUGAAGAUAUCUACUUGUAUUACAAGCUGGCAUAUGAACACAAACUUUAUGAUGUUGUGAAUAUGCUUCUGAAGGACCCUCAGACAGGCUGCUGUCUAAAGGACAUGCUAGCAGGUUAGAUGGAUUCUGAUACAGGUGCCUGUUUUCUUACACGAAAAUGAGGUACUGUCAGAUGUUUGUGAUUACAGUAUAAUGCAUUGGGAGCUUUGUUGUCUAAAUUAUAAAACCCAGAACUGAUCAUACCAGUCCUUUGUGGGUCAAGAAUGAGUUUUUACAAGGAAAUUCCAAUUUUAUAAAAGUGAUGUUCCUCUGUACCAUUUUAUAUAGAUAUGGUUAUUAAGUUCAAAAUUCCCAUCUUCCUCAAGAUGGCUUUUACUUUAGGACAUGAUAUAAUAUUGAUUAAAGAAUACCUUUGCCUGCAGAUUCCAGUUUCAAAGGAAUUUAAUAUUAUUUACACAGUUAAGGAACAGAUGAUACAUUUCCAUUAGUUAGAAACUGAUCUCUAUAAUAAAAUAGAUUUAAAAUUCAGUGCAUGUCAUCAUUAACUGCUAAGGAAAUCUUAGCCCUUGUCUGCCUUAAAACAAUUUUUAUUGGCUGUAAUUAUUGCUGUGUAGUCACUGUUUUUUGUUAAUUUCUCAAAUCACUUGGAUGGUCCAUCUUCUAUUUAUUGUUCUACAGAGUUUUGAUUGAGACCACCUCCCUUGUAUGUAAAAGAAAUUAAAAACAUUUUUUGUUCUGUCCCUACCUACUUUUGAGUCUGACAGUUUUAAAAAUUU
Pipistrellus kuhlii (Kuhl's pipistrelle) is the source of this 7998-nucleotide messenger RNA. It is a transcript of the gene SPG11, whose product is annotated as SPG11 vesicle trafficking associated, spatacsin. Lineage: Eukaryota; Metazoa; Chordata; Mammalia; Chiroptera; Vespertilionidae. Gene Ontology annotation, biological process: synaptic vesicle transport; chemical synaptic transmission; axo-dendritic transport. The coding region runs from base 79 to 7341 and encodes 2420 amino acids. Gene Ontology annotation, cellular component: cytoplasm; axon; synapse. The transcript has 40 exons. The record is from RefSeq and is a predicted model, not a curated record.